Molecule: messenger RNA, 2622 nt
Organism: Tribolium madens (black flour beetle)
Lineage: Eukaryota; Metazoa; Arthropoda; Insecta; Coleoptera; Tenebrionidae
Product: CWF19-like protein 1
Exons: 7
Coding region: 761-2329 (522 amino acids)
Biological process (GO): mRNA splicing, via spliceosome
Cellular component (GO): post-mRNA release spliceosomal complex
Molecular function (GO): RNA lariat debranching enzyme activator activity
Source: RefSeq, a predicted model, not a curated record
ACAUUUGGAAAAUUCGGUCGUGAUUUUUUGCCCAAAUUUCAUUUUUAAACAUACCUAAAUCGUCAAAAAACGUUACAAUGGUCUCCCAACAAAAAAUAUGAGUGUAAUUACCUUAAAACAGGACUAAAUUCUUCUAAAACUUGUACUAGAAAAUCUUCCACUUGUUUAGCUAGGACCCAAACUACUCAGUUAUUUUCCAAAGUGUGCUUGAUUGAAAUUUCCAGAUUGUUUUGUGGGGACGUCGAGAGACAGUUUGAGACAGUUUUUACGAAAGUUGAGGAAAUUUGUGAAAAAUAAGGAAAAUUUGAUUGUCUUUUUUGCGUUGGAAUUAUUUUUUUCGGUGUAAGUGACGAGUUUGAGCCUUAUUAUUUUUGCUAAAUUUCAACUAUAAUUGUUGUUUUUGUACCAAUUGCGACGUAUAUUUUGGGGCCUAAUAGCCCAGAUCAAUUCAAAUUGUGUUUUGCUUUUUCAAAAUUCAAAUAUGGCGCUACAAGACUAGUUCUGCCGAUGUGGGUUUGCAUCUCGGCUUGAAACCAAAACAUAACCUUUUUCAUAACUACGCGACUUUUUUAUGUUAAUGUAAAUAAAAUCGGGUUUUGUUUUAAAAACUGUAUAAAGUUGUGGUUUAGUACGAUAUUAGGGGCGAAUUCGCCGUUUUGCAUUACUGCAAUUUGAAAGUGUGACAUUUGGGGAGAUCCGGGUGUGAGAUUUUGCCCCAAUUUCGGGUUGAAAAUACCCCAAAAUCGUCAAAAACGURACAAUGGCCAACAAGGAAAAAAUAUUGUUUUGUGGGGACGUCGAGGGACAAUUUGAGGCGCUUUURUCUCGAAUUGCGAAAAUUAAUGAAAAACAAGGAAAAUUUGAGAGUCUUUUUUGCGUGGGUAAUUUUUUCGGGAUCAACAAUAAGGAGUUUGAGCCUUACCUAAGGGGGGAGAAAAAGGUACCAAUUGCUACGUACAUUUUGGGGCCCAAUAGCCCCGACCAGGCCAAAUUCUACCCAAAAGAUGACGCAUUUGAAUUGUGUGAGAACGUGUUUUAUCUGCGCUCAAAGGGGCUAUACAUGGACAUCAAGGGGUUCAGAAUCGCCUACAUUAGUGGGCUUGCGGGUACACAAUCCAGCAGUUACGAAUACACAAGCGAAGAUAUCGCAGAAUUGUACAGUAUGUGCGUCAGGGGAAACCCCUGUUUCAGGGGAGUGGAUAUCCUUUUGACGUCACAAUGGCCCACUGACAUCACCAAAAAUGACCUCAAACAAGUGUCUUUAACUGUAAAUAAAACAACAGACUUUGUGAGUUGGUUGGUAAUGAAAUUGAAGCCCCGAUAUCACGUUUGUGGGCUCGAAGGUGUCUACUACGAACGUUCGCCCUUUAGGGCCCCCAAUUUGGGCGACCACGAUACCACUUUAAAUCUAGUUACGCGAUUUGUGGGGCUCGCAAGGGUAAAGAAUCCUAACAAAGAAAAGUGGGUGUAUGCACUAAGUUUGACGCCUUUGAAUAAAAUGAAAAUUAAGGAUUUAUUGCAAAAAACAACAGAUGAGACUGAGUGUCCGUUCGAUUUUGCGGAACUAGAGCGAAAAAUUUUUAAUAAUAAAAGAAAAUCAGUUACGCCAUGCCAGUAUUUCUACGACACGAGUGCGACUGUCGAAACWAUUGAGAGUGGGCCGAGAACAAAAAAACAAAAAAUUGUYUUCGACCAAAGUAAAUGUUGGUUUUGUCUUGCGAGCAAGUCUGUUGAAAAACAUUUGAUAAUAACUGUUGCCAACUCAACUUAUUUGGCUUUGGCUAAAGGAGGUAUCGUUGAUGAGCACUUUUUAAUUUGCCCCAUUCAGCACUACCAGAAUAGUCUCGGGCAGCCCCCGGAAGUGACYCAAGAAAUCGACAAGUUUAAGGAAGCCUUGCGGAAGUUUUACGACCGCAAUGGCAAAGUUGCGGUGUUUUUUGAYCGGAAUUACAAGACUUCGCAUAUGCAAUUGCAGGUUGUGCCUGUGUCCAAGGAGGCAGCAAAGGAGUUGAAGGAGAUUUUUAUUGGCGAAGCUGGCGCUCAUGGUUUUACCUUGGAAGUGUUGGAUUCUAACACUCGGCUGGAUCAAGUCCUCCAAGCCAAUGUCCCCUACUUCACUGUGGAGCUCCCAGAUGGGGCUGUCUUGUACACGAAAAUCAAGGGUAACUUCCCUAUUAAUUUCGCAAGAGAGGUUCUAGUGACCGGCCCGAUUCUCAACUGUCCCCUAAAGUCCGAUUGGCGAACCUGCAUUUUGCAGAAGGAAGAGGAAGAAAUUCUCGUUCAGAGACUGCGCACAGAUUUUGAACCGUUCGAUUUCACGAAUGAUUAGUCUUGUUUCAACACAACAUUUUAUUAUUAUUUGUUACAUUUGACAUUACAAUAAAAAGGUGACAAGUGUCUGAAUAAAACGUGAGAGGGCUAUGACAGUUUCAUGGACGUAUGUCGGGAAUAAUAACGUCAACAUGUYUCAGUUAUCUGUCAAAUUUUUUUCGUUAAAUAUUAAUUAAAACUCAUUUUUGUGUAAAUUAAAUUUUGUCGGUAGUUGAGAUGUACUUCCUACUGUACAGUCGAACAAAAUGAAAAUGACGCCUCAAUAAACCAAUAAAAUUAUCGGAUUGCAAA